Messenger RNA from Hypanus sabinus (Atlantic stingray), 4824 nucleotides. It is a transcript of the gene ttll3, whose product is annotated as tubulin tyrosine ligase-like family, member 3. The transcript is spliced from 16 exons. Gene Ontology annotation, biological process: cilium movement; protein polyglycylation; cilium assembly. Gene Ontology annotation, cellular component: cilium. Lineage: Eukaryota; Metazoa; Chordata; Chondrichthyes; Myliobatiformes; Dasyatidae. The coding region runs from base 828 to 4406 and encodes 1192 amino acids. Gene Ontology annotation, molecular function: protein-glycine ligase activity, initiating. The record is from RefSeq and is a predicted model, not a curated record.
UGGUGAUCAUGUGGGUAAGUGGACGACGAUCAGCGAUGAUACAUCGAAUGGCAGCUGGGAGUCUACAGCUCACUCCUCCCCCUACUAACAGCUUCAAAUUUCCAAGAAGCAGGAUUUUUGUUUGUAGUGACGGCUGAGGGAAGCAGCAAACACUCUAACCGAUAGCGUUGACUGCCAGGGGCCUGUCCAUUUCCAAUGAAUGAAUGGCUGAGCUAAAAAUCCGUUAUUUUCAUUCAUGGCAGACCCGCCUUCAAUAUUAGUAUGCAAAUCAAAACAUCGUUUGCAUUGCAAACAUCCAAUGAUCCUCCCCCCCCCGCCCAGAAAUAAGUUACUUGACGUAAACAAUGAACUGUUCAGUGAGCCCUAAACAUGCACAGUGACCGAACAGGUUGGGGUCCGAGCAAAUAUGGCGCCUGACGUCGUGCCAGCGUCGCUAUGGCAACUGUAAACAGCGAGCGCCAGCGCGUGCGCAUGCGCAGCUCGGCGGGCGGAGGGAGCGCGUUGCGAGCGGGAGCAGCGCUGAGAUAGAUAUACGUUUCCCGAAGAAAGCCGUCGCCAGAUUAAACUACAGACAACCCUCUUGGAAUCUGCAUACAAGAUGAAACUUCGUGAGGAUCUAUUGGAGCCAGUGACUGAGCAUCAUGUCUUCAAGUGAAGUCUGCACCAGUUGUCUGAGUAAAUGUUCUGGCUAAUUUUUAACCACAGAUAGCAUGACAGUGAAAAGAUAAAAGGAAAUGUUGCAGCCAUAUUGGACACCAUCACCAGUCACACAGAAGCAAAUCUUUCGAGGAACUGAAAUGGUCAGUUCAUAACUGUGGCUAAUAGUUAUGUUACUGUUACAACAGCACAACAAUAGCUGUGGGAUCAAGGACAACAUGGCUGGUGGCAGCUGUCCCAAGGACAUUGCUUCUGAGAAACAGGAUGAAUCCGUUCAGAGUCUGGAAAGGAACAGUUUGAAACAAAAUUUCAAAUCACAAUGUAAUGAAGCCAAAAAGACAAACAAGUCAUCUGAGUCAUGGAUGACAAAAGAGGUAAAACUCUACAAGUCUCAAAGGAUUGCACCGGAGAUAAAUUGCAAUCGAGUGAAAAAUUGCAAACUCCUUGUGGAGAAAGCAAUUAAGCUGAAAAAGAUAUUUACCAUCUUUGGGCCAUAUCCAGUGAUCAGACAAUGUCUGCGAAGCAGGGGCUGGCUAGAGAAGAGGAUGCCCAAGCCACCAAAGAGCCUUCAGAAAAAGGAGAGGAUAAUCUUUAUGGAAAAUGAUGUAGAUGAUGGAGUUGGUGACUCUGAUGGGUGUGAUUCUGAUGACAAAACGAGUGAUGAAAAAGACCUCUCUGAUGAUCCAGAUAACAUUCAUGACAUUGUGUCUCGACUAUUGAAAAAUGAAAUGCCAUGUUUUCUCUGGACAAAUGGAGUUGAUGGGUAUAACCUGCAAAAAGAUCAGAUUUUCAACCAUUUUUCAGGGGCUGGUUCCUUCACUACAAAGGCUGGACUUUGUGUAAAUCUCAGGAACUUUCAGUGGUUUAGUGGGGUGAAUCCAAACAGUUUUUUCCCAAGAUGUUACAGAAUUGCAGUGGAAGAGGAGAAGCAAUCUUUCAUUGAGGAUUUCAGAUUGACUGCAGCCCGAAGUAUUCUGAAGUGGGUUGUACAGCUGAAGAAAGCAAAUCAUUGUUUGCAAAGGGACCAAGAAAACAGAGAGGUGUCUUCUGCAAAAGAAGCUUUUCAAAGACAGGUUCAUAAUAAAGGUGGAGUUGUUUCUGUUAAGCUUAUUGAGACAGCACUCCGUGCCUGUGAAGAGUAUUUAAAUACCAUGGAUCACAAAGAUAUUGAUGUGAGUCUAGACACACCUCCAGCAGUAACAGAAAAGUGCUGGGAAGAUACUAUCCAGCAGUACUACCAGGUCAUUCAUGAGGGAGCAACUAUUCAAAAUUGGAAUAUUUAUGCCGCGUUGUGUGAAAAUAUGCUGCAGCAACUACAGAAGGUGAAUGCACAGCUGCAAAUUGAAGGAAUGCGUAAUAUCUGGAUAGUGAAACCUGGAGCUCAGUCUCGUGGCAGAGGGAUCACUUGCAUGGACCGAUUGGAGCAGAUCAUGAAACUAGUUUACGGCCAGCCAACUUUCAUUGCAGAUGGCAAAUGGGUAGUGCAGAAAUACAUUGAACACCCAUUGCUUAUUUAUGGGACAAAAUUUGACAUGCGCCAGUGGUUCCUAGUAACAGACUGGAAUCCUGUGACUAUCUGGUUCUACAAGGACUGUUACCUGCGCUUUUCAACCCAAGCAUUCUCCUUGGAGAAUCUGGACACAUCGAUUCACUUGUGUAAUAACUCAAUCCAAAAACAUUAUGUGGCCUCCUCCAGUCGCCACCCUUUAGUUCCUAAAGAUAAUAUAUGGUCCAGUAACCAGUUCAAGGAAUACUUGAAUCAAUGUGGUUUUACAAAUACCUGGGAGGAUAUCAUCUCCCCUGGCAUGAAGAAGGCAAUUAUAAAUACCAUGCAGAUAAUGCAGGACAUUGUGAAACCUCGGAAAAACAGUUUCGAAUUGUAUGGAGCUGAUUUCCUGUUAGGGGAGGACUUCAACCCAUGGCUGAUUGAAAUUAAUUGUAGCCCCACCAUGUCGCCCUCAACGCCAGUGACAGCGGCAUUGUGCAGCAGUGUCCAAGAGGACACUAUUAAAGUUGUUAUCGAUCGCAAGCUUGAGAAGACAUGUGGCACAGGACAGUUUGAGCUGUUGUAUAAACAGAAUACAACAAACAUCCCUCUGUACCUAGGAAUAAAUUUGCUGGUUGAAGGAUCAGGCAUCAAGAAACCACCGGUAUUUACUCAGAGCUCUGGAAUACACAACAACUUCCAGGUCUCCCAAGCUCUGCAAAAACCUAAUACUGCCAAAGCACAGAUCGGCCAAAAUUCCAUCAAUUAUGAUGGAACCAGUUCAGCCAGUACUCGAAAUGUCAAAAAUAAAGAUGAUUCUAAAGUAGUCAUCAAUCCAAGCAAAACAAAAUGUUCAUUAACUGACCGAAAACAUGAAUUUUCAGAUCAUCCUAUUGCUUCUAACGAUUCCAUGAAUGCAAGGAAUUCUUUUAUUCUUUUCAAUUCCGGCAAUGGAAAAAAUUCUAUAAAUCCCAAUCAUAACAAUAUUGCAAAAGUUCCACUGAAACUCACUCAUUCCUGUGAUGUAAAAUACCCCAAUAAUUCCAAUAGUGCAAACCAUUGCAUAAUUCCCCAGAACCCCAACGAUGCUAAAAAUUUAUCUCGCAAGAAUUCCGGUGUUGCCAAACAUACAUCAAACUUUGUUAAUUCUGACAAUGCAGAGGAUAAUUUAAAUACUAAUUCCAGCAAUACAAAAGAUACAAUAAAUGUUACCAGUUCCAGUAUCACAAAUGAUGAAUUGAAUUCCAAAAAUUACACUACUGCAAACAGUUCUGCCAAUACUAAUACUUCCAGAAUUGCAGGAAAAGCAUCAAAUUCCACUGAUCGUGCUGAUAUGGACAGUCAGUUACAAGCCAUUAACCCAAGCAUUACAAACAAUUCUCCAUUUCCCACUCAGACCAGCAAAACCAAAUACCUUAUUAAUUCUAAUAAUUCAAGUCAUGCAGGUAAUAUAGCUCCCAAACAUAUUAAUUCAAAGAUGUCCAACACUUCUCAGGAUUCCAACAAUAUCCUCCAAGACUGCAGCAGACCCAAUCAUAAUAGCAAAGGGAAAACUCACAACAAUUCCAAACACAAUGGUAAGACAAAGAAUUUGCAUGUUUCCAAAUAUUUCUGCAAAACAAGAAAUAAUGUUAGUUACAAUAAGAUGGCAAGUGUUUUAAGCAAUUAUAGUGUUCUGAGCUCAAGUGUUGCCAAGGCUUGGGAUGACUUGGAGGAAGUGAGAAAUAACAUUGUCGACGCAACUCAGGGUGGUAAAACUGAAAACAUUACCAAACUUCACUUUGUUGACAAAGUGGAACAGCAAUACGAAAUGCCAAAGCUGAGCAAGACAGGACGAAACAGGGGAACUGAAAAGCACCAUUUGCCAACAAAGACCACAUUCUCACAAGUGAGCACAUCUGUGAACCAUUCCCUCUUUCCUGGUCAACAGUUACUCAGAAACCCCCUCCAGGUAAAGUUGAAAUAUUUAAGCUUAGACCUGUUGGACCUGAAAGAUAAGAAACAUUCGAGAGCUUCAACUACUGUAGAUGCAAACAAAAUCAGAGCUCUCCAUGAAAAGUCUAUUCCUUUGCGUUACUCGUACAAUACAUCACGGUCACAAUCAGAGGACACUAAUAUUCCACAGCUUCAUAUUACUGGUUUACAGACUCAGUUUAAAGCUUCAAGUGACAACAGCAAAAAGUACAUUGAGACCCAGCAUAAUGCAACCAUCAAUCUAAUGAACAGGCAUCUGCUAACAAGUUAUUUUCCACUCUUUCAGUAACUAUUGCUGUGCUGGUCUAUCCUGUCCAGAACAAGUAUGGGGCUCCUUUAUUCAUCUAAGUACUUGUCCUUUCCGGUGCUUCCAAUCACUCAAGGUCCAUUCCAACAAACCUUUUGCACUGCUUCCAUUAAAGGAGGACUUUGCUGAUGGAUCCUUGCCAAAUCAUUCACCAGAACAAGGGCAAUGCAUUCUGCAAAUUCCCAUAGAAAAUGAUUCUCCUUGGAAUAUAUUUAUUUUUACUUAGCUUUAAGAAUGUUAAUCUUAUUGAACAUUGACAUUAUUAGUAGUUGUUUUUGAAAAGCCAUUUUGUGUUUUUUGAAAAAUAGUGUUUUGUAAUAGUUUAAAAGAUAACUGCUCAUCUCAGGUGACGUAUUUGUAUCUGUGCAUUUGAAAGUCUUUGUAAUAAUGAAUGAAUCAG